Myripristis murdjan (pinecone soldierfish) is the source of this 3465-nucleotide messenger RNA. RefSeq names its product nucleosome assembly protein 1-like 1 (gene nap1l1). Gene Ontology annotation, biological process: nucleosome assembly. The record is from RefSeq and is a predicted model, not a curated record. The transcript is spliced from 16 exons. Gene Ontology annotation, cellular component: nucleus. NCBI's taxonomy places the organism in Eukaryota, Metazoa, Chordata, Actinopteri, Holocentriformes, Holocentridae. The coding region runs from base 148 to 1311 and encodes 387 amino acids.
UAUAUGAGCGCAGGCGGCGGGAUCUCUCUCCCUUUUACCGCCAUCGGAGCGGAGUCUUCCUCCCCGGACCGCUUCACUGCGCAGCACCGCCUAACCUCGUCCAGCCUCCGGCCACACAAGCGAAGCAUCACUUGAGACUCGGCUAAGAUGGCAGACAUUGACAACAAAGACCAAGCUGAGCUGGACCCGGCAGAUAUGGAGGACAUGGAGGAGGUGGAGGAGGAAGAGACGGGAGAAGACGUCAACAGCAAAGCUCGCCAGCUGACGGUGCAGAUGAUGCAGAAUCCACAGAUCCUGGCUGCGCUGCAGGAGAGGCUCGAUGGUCUGGUCGGCUCACCGUCAGGAUACAUGGAGAGUUUACCAAAGGUUGUAAAGAGACGUGUCAACGCCCUCAAGAACCUUCAGGUCAAAUGCGCCCACAUCGAGGCCAAGUUCUACGAGGAAGUCCACGAACUGGAGAGAAAGUACGCCGCCCUCUACCAGCCUCUCUUCGACAAAAGAAGCGACAUAGUGAAAGCAGCCUACGAGCCCACAGACGAGGAAUGUGAAUGGAAGGCAGAUGAGGAGGAAGAGUUGACAGUAAGUAAGCAGGAGGAGAUGAAGGAGAAGGCCAAGGUGGAGGAGGAGAAGAAGGACGAGGAGAAGGAGGACCCCAAAGGGAUCCCCGAGUUCUGGUUAACGGUUUUCAAGAACGUCGACCUGCUCAGCGACAUGCUGCAGGAACACGAUGAACCCAUCCUGAAACAUUUACAAGAUAUCAAAGUGAAGUUCUCAGAUCCCGGACAGCCCAUGAGCUUCUCGUUAGAAUUCCACUUCGAGCCCAACGACUUCUUCACAAACACAGUGCUGACGAAAACCUACAAGAUGAGGUCGGAGCCGGACGAGGGCGACCCCUUCUCCUUUGACGGGCCAGAGAUCAUGGGCUGCACAGGCUGCACGAUUGACUGGACGAAGGGCAAGAACGUCACGUUGAAAACAAUCAAGAAGAAACAGAAGCACAAGGGCCGCGGCACAGUCAGGACAGUCACCAAAACAGUCCCCAACGACUCCUUCUUCAACUUCUUCACCCCACCAGAGGUUCCAGAAAGUGGAGAGCUGGAUGAGGACUCGGAGGCCAUCCUGGCUGCCGACUUCGAGAUCGGCCACUUCAUCCGCGAGCGCAUCGUUCCCCGGGCCGUGCUGUACUUCACGGGCGAGGCCAUCGAGGACGAUGAUGACGAUUACGAUGAGGAGGGAGAGGAGGCCGACGACGAGGAAGGUGAGGAGGAGGCUGACGAGGAGAACGACCCCGACUACGAUCCCAAGGUUUAAGUGGUGUCAGUAGAAAAAUAACCCUAUCCUGAAGGAUGCAAACCCCCCAGCUGAGUGCAAGCAGCAGUGAAGCCUGCCCUGGCUGCCUUGAGGAUCAACUGCACUGUAACAGCUUCUCAAAUUAAAAAAGAAAAAAAAAAAAAAAGAAGAAAAAAAAACAAUAGUUACUUACCGCCUUAUAAUGUUUUGUAUUUUUCUUGGUAGAAAUAAUUUGAAGAAAAAAAAAGGGUUUCAAGAUUUUUGUUACAAAAACUCAUGGUAAUAUACUGGGAGCUGUUGCUCAAUAUACAUAGUAUUUUACUAGACCUGUUUUUCCCUCUCUUCCUCCUUCUCUGUACAAUAGUUAGAAUGCAGAAAAAAAAAUCUCCCUCGAAAAGCAUGAACUUGUUUCUUCACUGCUAAACUAGUUUGGGUUCUUGUGAAGUCUUUUGUUGUAUUUGCUCUUAGACAACAGCUGUGGUUUAGACUGCAUCGCGGCGACGUCGAUUUAUUAACCCUCCCUCCUCCCCCAAGUUUUCCUCCUCCUCCUUCCUGCUACCAAAGCUCCAGGUCGGUCAGUUCUGGUUGUCCGAGGUGGAUUUUUUUCUUUUUCUUUUUCUUUUUUUUUUUUUUCUUUUUUAAAUUAGCAGGGCCUCUAGCACUUGUCAAAGCAGUGAAGGGUUUCCGGGUCAGGGAAGGGAACUGCAGUCUGCUGCAGCCGGGAGGCCGUUCCAGCUAAUCUGAUUUUGCCGGAGUCGGUUUAGAGUCGGCCGCCGCUUUCUGCGCCAACCGUACCGAGCUACUUUUCCACUCUUGAUACAUUCCAGUAAGCAGACUGGCUGGCAGGCUCCCCGAAGCGGACGUUGCCUCUCCUCGGCAGGACGGGCCUGCGUUUAACUAACAGAACCAUGUGUUGGCGCUGCUAAAUCGAACAGGAAUGACGUCUGCUUCCGUUUCCUCCUCGCCUUUUCAGACCUCGUGCCGAGGAAGCUGCCGAAGCUCGUCGCAGCCCGGUCAAGACUCUCUUUAACAUUCCAGAGAAUUCCUAAAGGUGAAAUUGGUGGGGCGAUUCUGGUUCCGCGGGACGGGCGGCGUGGGGGCGCGCCAAGCCCGCCGUGACCUGUGCUUCAGGCUCCUCGUAGACUUCGCAGUGGCGUGACUGUCGUCUUUUUCUAUAGCACUUUGUACGACUGUGUGGUGUACCAGUGGCGUCCUCUGUCCGCGUUUUCCUCGUGAAGCAGCACUUUGUUCGACGGCUGUUAGCGAACGUGCCACACCUCAGAGGGGUGCCGCAACCUCGCGAUGUGCACGGUUCAAUUUCUGCUAUCUGAUUUAAGUGCAUUAGUGGGGAUUUUUAUUAUUUUAUUUUUUACUUUAACCGUGGGAGUCUCUCUUGACCUGUUCGUAGAAGUCCCGGUGUCGGAACAGGCUCAAGUGGAUGUAGCACAGGGGAAGAAAAGGUGGAAAAAAAAAAAAAAAGAAACAAGUCCAAACCAAGUGUUGAGGUGCGCUGACUUGAGGUUUGGGUCCACUGCACCAAAAAGUCGUGUUUUUCUCAGUAAUUUAAAGUAAAUUGAUGAGUCGUGUUGCUGGUUUGUGACGGACGUUUGGUGGCACACACACACACGACUCAGUCUGACCUCUGAGGUCACGGUUCAUAUUUUAUCACUGUGAAGGAAAGACGGCAAGAGUGAUAAGACUGUCUUCUGUGGCCAAUGACGACCUCCUCCCCCCCUCCGUGUUUGUUCCCUCAAACCCCCCGCCCUCCUUGUUACCCAGAAGGCCACAGUGAAGCACGUCAGAGCAAUACUUAAAAAGCCAGGGGACACUGAGAAGAAAAAAGUAGCUUACCUCCCUCUAACUCUAUUCCUAUGCUGUUUUUUCUUUUUUCUUUUUUUUUUUUUUUUUUUUAGUUUAACAGCCACAUGUUGGCUGUGUCGGGCAGCAUGUCCAGUGGCAGCCCCUCACUGCUGCCCCUAGUGGAGAGCCAGGGUACUUCUCGGUCUGCUGGGAGGUGGGACUAUUCAAUUAUGUUCAUUGGAAAGGACGUGACUGGGUUUCUGUAGGGUCCUUUUUGAGCAGCUGUUGUCAAGGCAAAAUGCUAUGCUACAAAAUACUAAUGUACUCCAAUAACUGUACGUGUAUGUUUAUUCAUGAAUAAAUUGGUUAAACGUG